AUGGCUUCACCAUUUGUCGCGGUUGCUGGUGCCUCAGGCGGACUGGGCCAGCUUGUUGCAAUGCAGCUCAUCAAGCGAGGCGUAGCCGUAAAGGCUCUCGUGCGCCCCAACACCAACCCAUCACGAACAGAGAAGCUUCGGAGCGCCGGCGUUGCUAUUACUCCAGUCAACCUCUCGGAGGUACCUAGCCUCACCCAUGAGCUAAACGGAGCAAUUUGUCUCGUUUCCACACUCCAGGGCUUGAAAGAAGUCAUCCACACCGCUCAAGGAAACCUCCUCGAGGCUUCUGUGGCCGCCAAAGUGCCGAGGUUCAUCCCUUCCGACUUCUCUCUAGACUUCACUAAGACUCAACCAGGAUCCAAUCGAAACCUGGACCUACGACGUGAGUUUCACGCGCAGCUCAGAAAGUCAGGCAUUGCAUGGACGAGUAUUCUCAAUGGCGGUUUUAUGGAUCUGAUGGCUGGCGACUCGCCGAUGAUCAACCACAAGAGCCAAAAGGUCCCAUAUAUCGGUCAGCCGAUGCAGCUGCUUGAUUUUACCACCAUGAUGGACACGGCUGCAUACACGGCUGCUGUUGCUGCAGACCCAAACCCUACGCCAAAUUUCCUUCGCAUUGCUAGUGAUACCGUCAGUGCACAGGAUAUUGCAGACGCACAGACUAAAGUGGAAGGUGUACGUUAUAAGCCUUCGUGGAUGGGCCCUGUAUGGUUCAUGGAGUUUAUGAUCCGAAGUUUACGUCUUUUCGGGGGCGAGAAAGAGAUUUUCCCCGUUUGGCAGCAGAUGCAAUAUAUGACGAACAUGUUUUCUGGGGCUGGGAAGCUCGAGCCGUUGGAUAAUGAUCGAUAUCCUGAGUUGAGUUGGACCAAGCUGCAGGAUUUUUUCCGACAGGAUAAAGAGUCACCUAAUCGUUGA
This is a messenger RNA of Penicillium atrosanguineum, 912 nucleotides long. RefSeq lists its product as uncharacterized. The record is from RefSeq and is a predicted model, not a curated record. Bases 1 to 912 code for a protein of 303 amino acids. The transcript has a single exon. Lineage: Eukaryota; Fungi; Ascomycota; Eurotiomycetes; Eurotiales; Aspergillaceae.